Messenger RNA from Oncorhynchus keta (chum salmon), 893 nucleotides. RefSeq names its product collagen alpha-1(IV) chain-like. NCBI's taxonomy places the organism in Eukaryota, Metazoa, Chordata, Actinopteri, Salmoniformes, Salmonidae. The record is from RefSeq and is a predicted model, not a curated record. The transcript has 10 exons. Bases 54 to 893 code for a protein of 279 amino acids.
UAUUAUUUUCAAUAUUGAUUUACAUUGCUUGUUAUAGUAAUAAUUCAGCUUAAAUGUGUUUCCAAUUUUGUGGAAUGCUUCUUUAUUUGUCUGUUAGCAUGCUGUGUCAAUUAUGUCUACAUGUAAAUGGACUGCUGAUUUUUACACACACAUCUUUACAAUCUCUCUCUGUCUCUCACCUCUUCGCUCCUAACCACCAGGGUUCUCAGGGUGACCCUGGAGUGCCUGGUCAGACAGGGCAGGGGGGCUUGGCUGGGCUUCCUGGGCCCAUGGGACCGAUUGGGACUCCAGGACCACCCGGACCCCCCGGACAGUCCUACCCUGUGCGUUAUGGUGACGGGGAGGGUUCCGGAGUGACGGGGGUCAAUGGUGUUGCUGGAGUGAUAGGGAUUCCAGGACCACAGGGUCCGCCCGGAAUCGCAGGCCUUCCAGGAAGAUCUGGUUUGCCUGGGCUUUCGGGAGAGAAGGGGAGCGAGGGAGCAAGAGGACGGGAUGGAACACCAGGGAUGGACGGAUUCCCAGGACAAUUGGGAGACAAAGGGGAGAGGGGAGACAGAGGAGAAAGGGGUGAGCCAGGACGUGAAGGGGGGCCCCCUGGACCUCCGGGAGCCCCUGGCCCACCGGGACAGAUCUACCAGACCUCAGGCAGCUUUGAUGGAGUUCUUGAUCAAGGACAGGGCCUAUGGGACCAAAGGGAGAUACAGGAGAGCCUGGACAGCCAGGAUACGCAGCUAAGGUCUGGGGAGAAGGAGAACCUGGUAUUAUCAUGGGGCCUGAUGGAAGACCCCUGUACCUGGGAGGGCUGGGGUCUCAACCGGGAGAAGGGACUCCCGGACCUGAGGGACCUCCUGUGUUACUCUCCUUUAACAGUGACAUGCUUUGUUUCUGAUUAG